CUUGGCUUCCUUCCUCUUUUUUUUCCCCUUAUAAUUCAUUCUCUCUUGCUUGUUAACUAAUGUUAAUGGCGGCUCCGGAAGCGAAUGUCAACAUGAAAGCUCAAAAGAAAACAAAGAAGCGAAAGCAAAGAAGCCCCGAGGAAACCGAAAGGCUUUCCAAAGCGCAGAGAAUCGAACUGAGAACAGUGGAAGAUGAUACAAAAUCAGAGCAGAGAGACUCCCAGUCCAACGAGUUUGAAUUCUCCCCUCCAUGGAAGAACCUUCAGUUGAUUUUAUGCAUCCAAAACAAGCAUCUUGAUCUCCAGAGGAAGAUCGAAUUAGCUUUCAGUUUUGUGCAAUCAAGAAUUGAAGACGGUGAUGGCACUGUUCAGGAUCGUGAAACAAUAAAACUGCCGAGACUAUUAUAUCUCCUUAAUGAUUGGAUACAGUCACUGUUGAUUUCCUUAGAUACAAAAAUUUGAGUGACGGAAAAAGAUCUCAGGUGGGAGUUGAGGCAUAUAUGGAUCUUCGUUGUUGGGAGAUAUUCAGGUUCUGCUUGCAGGAGUCUUUGAAGUUUAAUGUUUCUCUGAAUAUGUCUCGGCAUCUCCUACGGCCUGUUCAUUUUAUUGUUCAAAAUGCUCUAUCACUGCUGGAGGGUUCCUCCAUCUGCUCAGGAGAAUCUUUUAUAUCUGGUGAAAGGUACAAAUUAUAUGGUACUGCUCUUGAUUGUGUUUCAUUGGUAUUCUCGUCCCAUGGUGGGUUGUCAAAUGAAAAUUUGGAGUUAUGGGUUACAACAACUUGUAUACUCCUCGAGCUUGUCCAAAAAAUGUAUAUCAAACACCUUGAUAAGAUCAAUAUGGGUGAAUUUGCUAUACAUUUUCUGUGUUUGGUGCUUCAGCCAUUCUCAAAGUUUUUGAGGGUUCAUCCAGCUAGGAAAAAUGGAUUUUAUAAUUUUGUGGAUAGACUUCUUGAGCCCCUGUUGCAUUUGUUGGGUGAGUUGAAGCUUCAGGUAAAUGGAAGCAAUAGCCCUUGGACAGAGAAGUUGUUGAAGUUGGUGGAAGAAGUUCUUUCUUAUGGAUUGUUUCAUCCAGUACACAUUGAUGGAUUCUUUAGCUUACAUGGUGUAGAGAUGUAUGUUGCUUCAUGUGAUGAUAAAUCAAAAGAUUCAAGAGCAGUUAUUAUGAGUUAUCAUAGACAUUUAUUUGAUGUAUUGAGCAAAGUUAUAGCAAGAAAAAACACAACAGCAAUAAGUAGCAUAGGUUUUUUAUUUCACUUGUAUGUCAAUGCGGCAAGAAAGUUCAAGAGAACCUCAGUGCUGCACGAAGCAACUAAGAGAAUGGAGAGUACAAGAGAUACAAGGCAGCUAGAAUCAGGGGAGAAUAGCUCAAAUAACAUGUCUUCUGACACUCAAAAAUCGCUCACUAAUUUUUUGGUUCACAUUAUGGAGCCUUUGUUACUUGAGAUUGAUAAAUAUACUCAAGGUAAACUUGAUGGCAAACUCAUGUUGGCAGGGCCUCAUGGUAUACUAAAAUCUAUUAGUAACUUGCUUGCUAGUUUUAUGCAAGAGAAGGUGUAUGUGAGGACAGAGGACAUGACUGGAGGAGCUUGUCUUAAUUUCUUGAAGAAAAUAUAUAAUGUACUAAUGUCAUGUUCUGCCACUUUGCUAUGCUUUUCCAACUAUGAUGUAAGUAACAGGAUAGAAAUGGAAAGGCUUACUUUAUCAGUUAAUGAGAUCCUAGUUGCAAUAGGGUAUCUUUUGGAAAUUGAAUAUGAGGUUAUUGGAGAAGAUUUGGUGAACUUAUGGUUUACAAUGUUAUCAUGCUUAGCAAUCAGGGGGACUUUUAUGGAUGCCCUUGAUCAAUGUUCAUUAUCUUCCAGCAUAUCAGGCUUGGGGAGCCAAAUAAUCAAUCUCUAUAGUCAACUUCGCCAGGUGGACAUUGCUAUUUUAGCAUUGUGCAAAGCUAUUAGACUUACCAUACAUGAUGAGGCUAAUAGUGAAGAAACUUCAAGGUUUUUGACGUCUGUAUCUAAUGAAGUUCAUUCACAAUCGGUGGACAGGCUACUAUCUUCACAGGAGUUCACUAAUGCCAUUCAUAAGGCUGUUCAAUCAAUUCCAGAAGGGAAUGUGAGUGGUUGCAUUCGACAUUUAACAGAUGAUAUAUCUAAAUCUCUUAUGUGGUUAAGAGAAUGUUCUUCAUUUGUUGUUGGUGAAAAAUUUAAUAAACGACAUGUACAACGCACCAGGGAAGUUUUUAAUCUGCGAAUGGUGAUUCUUGGUAGAGGUUUGUCUAGGCUGUAUUCAUUAGUUCUCGAAUCACUCACUAUCACUGAGGGAAACAGUAACCUGAUUGGAGGUUCUAUAAGAGAACUAAUAGAGCUAAUGCGUCCUUACUUGAGUACUCUAGUACGACAACAAUCAAAUACCAUAUGCAACUUCCUUUCAAAUGUCAUGGGAAAUACUGUUGAUCAGGUGGCUGGAAAGAGAAAAAUUCUGAAGAAAUUUGGUAGUUCCAGUCAAUGGGUCAUUCUGUUCUUUUUUCAGUUGCUUGUGUUGUGCCGAAGCUUACAUAGGCAAGCAAUCAGCCUUAUGCCUCCUGCUUUAUCUAAGAAGAUGUCUGCUGAAGUGGGGGACUUCAUAGCAUACUCUGCUCGUGAAUUGAUGGAGAGGAUUGAUGGGAGAGACAUGGGAUAUUUUUCUUGGAUUGUUCAACCUUCUGCUUCACUUCUUGCUGUUAUGCAAAAUAUCUCUGACAUCUAUCUUGAGGAUUGCUCACCUGACAGUUCUCCUUUACUGUACACAUUACACUCUAUGACUCUUCAGAGGCUUGUUGACUUGAACAGGCAGAUUGUUUUGUUCAAGUAUUUGCAAAAUAUUCAUUAUAAUUCACGAAUCGAGGCAUUAGAAGAAGAGGCAGUUGGACUUACCAAUUUUAUGAUGGAGAACCUAUCAUGUGUAUAUCAAUCACCAUUCUUCUGUUCUGAUGAAGUAAAUUGUGAAGAUUUAACCUCCCAAGAUCCUCAUGAAACCAAUGGAUGGGAUCUAGGAAUAUGUGUUGCAUAUGAUGAGUCAUUGCCAAUGGCCAUGUGGUCAAAUCUUUGCAAAAAUAUUGAUAUUUGGGGCAAUCAUGCUUCCAAGAAGCAGUUAAAGAGGUUCUUGAGACACCUGCUUCGUACUUUCCUUCACGGUGUUACAAACAGUUUCCAGGAGCUUGGCUCACUUGAGAUUGAUAAGGGUAGAAGGGUCAGAGGAGUGACUUUACCACAGAUAUCAUCGGAACUUUUAAGCUCUUCAAUUUUGUAUGAACAGAAAUUUACCCGCAGGAAUCUGGCCAAAAGGAUUUGCUGUGCUCUAGAGAAAUCUGUGCUGCCAUUGUUUAGUAAUAUUAAAUGUUCAGAUGUCAAACUUCAGAGAUCACUUAACUGGCUUGAGUUUAUAAAUGAUCUUGACAACUCAGUGAUUGUUGUUGAUGGAAAAAAGGACUCUUCAGUUGAUUGUUCUCCAGUUCAGAUGUCAAUAGCUCAAUCACGUGACAAGGUGCCUGCAGAUUUUGGCAGAGAAGAAAAGGCCUCUCCUCUCAUCAGCAAAAGUUUUGCAAUUUGCCACUGCUUGCUAAACUUUUUAUGUUGGAUUCCAGAUAUAAAUGCAAGAUCAUUUUCACUUUAUGUUACUUGUAUAUUCAACCUUGAAAGGCUUCUUGUCAGUUCCUUGUCGCACUUUCAGGAUUCGGUGAACCAGGAUCAUUAUUAUGAGUUCUUAAGAUUAUUUGUUUCCUGCCGAAAGGCAUUAAGGUAUAUGAUAACGGGAUUUUGCAAGAAAGCAGAAGUGGAUCCAUUUUUACCAAAUUUAAUCAUUUCUGAGAGUACAUUUCCUGUUUUUUGGCUUUUCAAGUCAGUUUCUGUGAUUCUGGGGCAUAUAGAGAAAUUCUCAGCUAGAGAUACUACUCUUCUUAAAUUUAUGGUUUUCUCUUUAAUGGAUCAUACAUCAUAUGUCUUGUUGGGGAUAGGGAAAUAUCAAAUCAUUCACGCACUUUCUACUGAUAAAGAAGCUGAGAAGCCUAGUGAAGAGAUGUCCAGUUACCGAAUUGUUCAUGACAAAAGUCAUUUACUCCAAUCUUCCCUGUCUGUCACUUGUUGCAAUGGCUUUGAUGCAUUAGCACCCCCAUCCUCGUCAGCUGUUGCUUCUGUUGAUCUCCUUGAGUUUGAUGCAGUGAAAAGUUUAACUUUCAUAACCGACAAUUUGAAGGACCAGAUGCAGAGCUUGCGUGUUUCUCUAGAAGAUGCUCAUUCUGCCGGCAGUGUGGGAUUUGGUAGUUCUCUUGAAAAUAUGAAUAAGGUGUCUUUUACAGUUUCUUGCUUAAGUGGAAUUUUGUGGAGCUUUGCCUAUGUGAUGGACCAUGCACAUGUGAAAGGAAGUGAUCAUGAAGAAGUGUGGAUGUGGAACAGCAGACAUAUUUCUAAUGUAAAUACUUGUACAUAUGCUCUUGUGGAAGUAGUUGAUUUUUCUUCACAUAAAUUGCUUUCUGAUAAGAAUCAGCCCUCCGAAAGCUUAUGUUCAUUGGGGGCAAAUUGUUUUACCCUUGAAUCCUCAUGUACUAAGGCUGAUGCCUCAAGGGGUAUUCAACAAAAAUAUAAAGCUGCAAUUACUUCCUCAGGUUCGUCAUCCCUUGGUGAUGGCUCUAAAGGUGCCAGUAACCCAGAGGUAUCGCUGGAGCCAGGAUGUGAAAACUCCAUUGCAAGUAUUUUGGUUAGGGCUGAUUCCUUGAAGCCUGAGGGUCUCAAUAAGCCUUUGUUACAAAGCUUGCUAAAUGGUGAUCACCCUGAAGUGGCUUUCUUACUAAGGCAACUUUUAAUUGCUUCUGCAGUUCUUUUGAAACUUUAUUUGCAGAAGGAUAGCUCUUCCUUGCUGUCAAGUGUUGUGCCUGCUUUUAUUGAAAUUUCACAAGUCUUGUUAUUAGAAUUUAUAGAGAUGGCUGAAGUCCCUCAACAACCUGCUUUCCUUUUGUUAGAUGGUGUUCUGAGUUAUCUGAGGGAAUUAUCAAGCUAUUUUCCUUUCUCUGAUCCUACCUCAUCCAGGAAAUUAUAUACUAACUUGAUAGAGUUAUACCUGAGGGCAAUAGGCAAGACUAUAUCUUUGCAAGGAAAACAAGCUACUCUAACCUUUCAUGAGAGACAGUCUAUUGCCAAGAAACUUCAGGAAAGGUCAUUUGAGGAACAUUCUUCAAGAGAAUUGUACUGCUUUUGCUUGAAUGAAUUUAAAGCUAGGUUGCGGUUGGCAUUUAAAUCGUGUAUAGAGAAGCCAUCGGAGAUGCAUCUCCUCUCUGCUAUACAGGCCGUUGAAAGAGCUCUAGUUGGAGUGAGAGAAGGAUGCACUAUGAUCUAUGACAUAAAUACAAGCACAGAUGGGGGGAAAAUAUCCUCAGUUGUUGCAGCUGGCAUUGAUGGAUUUGACAUGAUUCUUGAAUUUGUCUCAGGUCGUAAAGGCUUGAAGUUGAUCAAAAGACACUUUCAGUGCUUAGUAGCUGCUAUUUUCAAUAUUAUUCUACAUUUACAGAGUCCGCUAAUUUUUUAUGGGAAUUCAACAUCAAAUGUUGUCAAUGGUCCAGAUCCAGGAGCAGCAAUUCUUAUGUGUGUUGAAGUACUAAUUACAAUUUCAAGGAAACAUGCUCUGUUCCAGAUGGAUUCAUGGCAUAUAGGCCAUCUGUUACGUAUCCCUGCAGCACUCUUUCAGAAUUUUCAUCAGCUUAGAGUUUCUAAAGGUUCUGGCUCAUCAGAUCCUUCGAUGAUUUCAGAAGAGCAAAUUUCUCAUCGAGUAGAAGCAGUGAACUUAUGUCAUGUCGAUCGCCAGUUCUCAUUAAACCUAUACGUUGCAUGUUGUCAACUGUUGUGCACCACCAUUAAGCACCACCAAAGUGAGUGCAAGCAUUGUGUUGCUCAUCUCGAAGCUUCUGUUACCGUACUUCUUAACUGUCUUGAGUUGGUACAUGAUAAGGGUCUCUUUUCAUGGGAAGUAGAAGAGGGAGUAAAAUGUGCUUGUUUUCUUCGAAGAGUUUAUGAGGAGGUAAAACAGCAGAAAGACUUGUUUAACCGGCAAUGCUCUCUGUUUCUGUCUAACUAUAUAUGGGUUUAUUCAGGAUAUGGUCCCAAAAGAAGUGGCAUCAGAAGAGAAAUAGAUGAAACUCUCAGACCGGGUGUCUAUGCUUUAAUAGAUGCUUGCUCACUUGAUGAUCUUCAAUAUCUUCAUACUGUUUUUGGAGAGGGACCUUGCAGAAACACUUUAGCAGAUCUGCAGCGUGAUUAUAAAUUGAAUUACAAAUACGAAGGAAAAGUGUGACUCGCAAAUUUUUUGAUCCUGGUAAAUUUUUGCUCUUAAUCUUGCUUAGUUCUUCCUACUCACAUUGAUCCAUUUCCACCUGAGAUGGCAGUAUGCCGUGUACUUACUAUGUUUACUUAGAGCAUGAGAAACCUGAUUUAUGCCACAAUUUUAGGGUUCAAAACCAGAGAUCUUAAGCCUACCUCCGCUAAAUGAGGUGAACAAUUUUGUCUAGAUCAUUAUAUUGAUAGAGAAUGUGUGAAAUAUUUGCAUGGGAGAGACAGAACGGAAUUGUACAGAAAGUAUGGACGAAUGUAUUUAAGGUAUUAAUUUUAUACAGAUAAUCUUUUGUUAAAUCUAUGUACGGAUAGUUUGAUAUAUGAAUCAACUGGAUACCUCUUUUUUGUUGGUUAAUUUUUUGCUAA
Neltuma alba is the source of this 6714-nucleotide messenger RNA. RefSeq lists its product as uncharacterized. NCBI's taxonomy places the organism in Eukaryota, Viridiplantae, Streptophyta, Magnoliopsida, Fabales, Fabaceae. The transcript is spliced from 10 exons. The record is from RefSeq and is a predicted model, not a curated record. The coding region runs from base 500 to 6310 and encodes 1936 amino acids. Gene Ontology annotation, biological process: ribosome biogenesis. Gene Ontology annotation, cellular component: nucleolus.